UUUGAAAACGGUACAGUUAAUACUGUCAUGUGACACAAUGUACAACAUAUCCUCGUUGUUUAGCGUUACUUUUUAUAAUUAGUUUUUAACUCUUCGGGGUUCGUCCUUUUUGUCCGCUCCGAGCGCCCGUCGCGCCACACACCGUUCCGCUUGACGGCAGUCUCCCCCAGCAGGCUGCCGGGACCCGGAGAUGAACUCCCUGGAGCAGGCCGAAGACCUGAAGGCCUUCGAGAGGAGGCUCACGGAGUACGUCUCCUGCCUGCAGCCGGCCACAGGCCGCUGGAGAAUGAUCCUGAUCGUGGUGUCUGUCUGCACGGCUACUGGGGCGUGGAACUGGUUGAUCGACCCGGACACGCAGAAGGUCUCUUUCUUUUCAUCGCUGUGGAAUCAUCCCUUCUUCACCAUCAGCUGCAUCACUCUCAUCGCCCUCUUCUUCGCUGGGAUACACAAACGGGUCGUGGCCCCUUCAAUCAUCGCCGCCCGCUGUCGAACCGUUUUAGCAGAAUACAACAUGUCCUGUGACGACACGGGGAAGCUUAUUCUCAAGCCUCGGCCGAACAUCCAGUGACCUCUGAGAGGCCUCUGACCCCUCUGGAGUCCUUCGGUGGUCUGAAGCUCGCCGAGCAGGACGGUCGUCACAGUGGAAGAGAGAAGUCGUGAACUUUUAAAUGUGUCACUGUGAUGUCAUGAUUGAAGAUGAGAGCUCAGAUCUGUUUAUUUCCGUUUCUGAUGCUGAGCAUGUAUUUUAACAAAAUGUUUCUAUUUUUUAACAUUAUUUACCUAAUAAAUACCUAAGUUGUAAAAACUG
Molecule: messenger RNA, 808 nt
Organism: Pseudoliparis swirei
Lineage: Eukaryota; Metazoa; Chordata; Actinopteri; Perciformes; Liparidae
Gene: cnep1r1
Product: CTD nuclear envelope phosphatase 1 regulatory subunit 1
Exons: 6
Coding region: 191-568 (125 amino acids)
Cellular component (GO): Nem1-Spo7 phosphatase complex; cytoplasm
Source: RefSeq, a predicted model, not a curated record